UGGUGGAGUAGCAAGGCGAAGCAAUUGCCAUUGAGUCUCCUGGCCGACUCCAGUGCGUGUCUCCACAGCAGCAAGGAUCGCUGAGCGAAGAGUGCCCAGGUCUUUGGCCAGGAUGCUGAAUAUCAUAAUCUUCAGUGGCAGCUCCCACCAGGACUUAUCCCAGAAGAUUGUUGACCGCCUGGGCCUGGAACUAGGCAAGGUGGUAACGAAGAAAUUCAGCAAUCAGGAGACCUGCGUGGAGAUAGGCGAAAGUGUCCGUGGAGAGGAGGUUUACAUUGUGCAGAGUGGUUGCGGUCAAGUCAACGACAAUCUGAUGGAGCUUCUGAUCAUGAUCCACGCCUGCAAGAUCGCCUCGGCCAGGCGGGUGACCGCAGUCAUCCCCUGCUUCCCUUACGCGCGGCAGGAUAAGAAGGAUAAGAGCCGGGCUCCCAUCACAGCCAAGCUUGUUGCAAACAUGCUGUCCAUGGCAGGUGCUGAUCACAUCAUCACCAUGGAUCUACAUGCUUCUCAAAUUCAGGGCUUCUUUGAUUUCCCAGUGGACAAUUUGUAUGCCGAGCCAGCUGUCCUGAAGUGGAUCCAGGAGAACAUCUCUGACUGGAGGAACUGCACAAUUGUCUCCCCGGACGCUGGUGGAGCUAAGAGAGUGACCUCCAUUGCAGAUCAGUUGAAUGUCGACUUUGCCUUGAUUCACAAAGAGCGAAAGAAGGCCAACGAGGUGGAUCGCAUGGUGCUUGUGGGAGACGUGAAGGAUCGGGUGGCCAUCCUGGUAGAUGACAUGGCUGACACGUGUGGCACCAUCUGUCACGCAGCCGACAAACUUCUCUCGGCUGGAGCCACCAGAGUUUAUGCCAUCUUAACGCACGGAAUCUUUUCGGGACCAGCCAUUGCUCGCAUCAAUAAUGCGUGCUUUGAAGCGGUGGUCGUCACCAACACCAUACCUCAGGAAGACAAGAUGAAGCAGUGCUCCAAGAUUCAGGUGAUCGACAUCUCCAUGAUCCUUGCAGAAGCUAUCAGGAGAACUCACCAUGGGGAAUCUGUUUCCUACCUGUUCAGCCACGUCCCUUUGUAACAGUACAACUUCUAAGGCUCUUUCAAAAUAAAA
Molecule: messenger RNA, 1102 nt
Organism: Ochotona curzoniae (black-lipped pika)
Lineage: Eukaryota; Metazoa; Chordata; Mammalia; Lagomorpha; Ochotonidae
Product: ribose-phosphate pyrophosphokinase 1-like
Exons: 7
Coding region: 113-1069 (318 amino acids)
Biological process (GO): purine nucleotide biosynthetic process; 5-phosphoribose 1-diphosphate biosynthetic process; ribonucleoside monophosphate biosynthetic process
Cellular component (GO): ribose phosphate diphosphokinase complex; cytoplasm
Molecular function (GO): magnesium ion binding; ribose phosphate diphosphokinase activity; ATP binding
Source: RefSeq, a predicted model, not a curated record